AGCGAUGGCUCGCAGCCGCCAGUGCACGUCCCCGUCCUGCUCCACGAGACUGUCGCCGCCUUCUCUCGCAACCUCUCGGAGCCCUCCCAGCCUCGCCACGUCGUCGACGGCACCGCGGGCUUCGGAGGCCACUCGAGGGCCCUUUUGCAACACUUUCCCGACGCCAGACUGCUCUGCGUGGACCGAGACCCGGAGGUGCUGAGCAUCGCCCGAGCCAACUUGGCGGAAUUCCACGGCCGCGUGAGCUUCCAGGUCGGGUCCUAUGCCGACUUGGGCAGCCACUUGGAGGCUGCCGAGUUCCCGGCCGAAGUGGACGGCAUUCUGGUGGACUUGGGGGCCAACAGUUUCCACUUCGACGCUGCUCGACGGGGUUUCAGCGUCCUCAAUGACGGACCUUUGGACAUGAGGUUCAACCAGCGAGACCCCGAGGCGAUGACGGCGGCGGACGCAGUGAACAAACUGUCGGAGGUGCAGCUGACCAAGAUCUUCAGGGACUACGGCGAGGAGCGACUGGCCAAGGAGUUCGCCAAGGCCAUUGUGCGCGAGCGAGAGGAGCGCGGCAAAGUGUUCGAGACCACCAAGGACCUGCGCGAGUGCAUCGAGCGCAUUGCCAAUAUG
Messenger RNA from Phytophthora sojae, 618 nucleotides. RefSeq lists its product as hypothetical. The record is from RefSeq and is a predicted model, not a curated record. The transcript has a single exon. Gene Ontology annotation, biological process: rRNA base methylation. The annotation marks the transcript as partial. Gene Ontology annotation, molecular function: rRNA (cytosine-N4-)-methyltransferase activity. Lineage: Eukaryota; Oomycota; Peronosporomycetes; Peronosporales; Peronosporaceae. Gene Ontology annotation, cellular component: cytoplasm.